AUGUCGUCCUCUCAGGAAGCUGCUUCCCGUGCAGCUCUUCGCACAGCCCGUCGUGUUUGUGUCAAGGCUGGAACAGCUGUAGUUGCCAACGAGAAUGGAAGCCCUUCUUUGACGAGGCUUGGAGCCAUUGUGGAGCAAAUUUCCGAGUUGAAGAGCAAAGGAAUUCAAGUGAUCUUUGUCAGUUCUGGUGCAGUUGGUAUGGGAAAGAGAGUUUUGAAGAACCAAAGAAAAUUACAAAUGUCAUUCAUCGAUAUGCAAGAGAAAAACGAUGAUCCUGAGGGGUCAUCCUCGUUUGACGAAGAGAAAUCACACCUGCUGUCGAAUGACGUCAACCCCACAGGUCGAAACUCGAGUUUCAACACUCUUCUUGACCACCACGCCCGUCCCCACACACCUGCUGAAAAGAAGAAAUUUUAUGAUUCUGCGUGUGCUGCUGCUGGGCAGUUCGAAAUGAUGAAUUUGUACUCGGCUCUUUUCAAUCAAUGCAACAUUACCGCGUCGCAAGUUCUUGUCACUCAAGCUGAUUUUGUUGAUCCCCAACGUCUUCAAAAUCUACGAUACACUGUCGAACGCUUAUUGGCCCUUGGAGUCUUACCAAUCAUCAAUGAGAACGAUGCCGUGUCCGGCAAUAUGGGAUACACCGCAGAAGAUGUCUUUUCCGACAACGAUUCUCUUGCCGCUAUCUGUGCGAGAAACUUUGAUGCAGAAGUCCUAUUGCUAUUAACUGAUGUCGAAGGCGUUUUCGAUCAACCUCCUUCCACUCCAGGCGCAAAGCUGCUCGGGGUCUUUGUCGAUGAUUCUCAAGUAGAAAUCGGCGCAAAGAGUUCUCAAGGACGAGGAGGCAUGGGGUCAAAAAUUGAUGCUGCAGCAAGUGCAGUUGUCCCAGGCUCCAAAUGUACAGCUUGCGUCGUUGCAUCAGGAAAAGACCUCAAUUCUAUCAGAUCUAUCCUUGGUGAUGACAAGUCACAUAAGCAGAAGGGUACUCUUUUCUGCUCUCCUGGAAGCUCACUAGAGCAAACAGCUUUGUUAGAGUUAAAGGCAUCACAGGCUUCAGACGCAAAUGUGUCGAUGGAAGCUCGUCAGCAGGCGGUCGCUGCACGGACGGAAGCCCGCAAAUUGCAAGCAAUGCCAUACAAGACGCGACAAGAUAUCCUCAAUGCUGUUGCCGAUGCCUUGAUUGCAAGAAAGGCAGAUCUAAUUUCCGCCAAUCAAAUUGAUUUGGAAGCUGCCGAGAUGGACGGUGUUGAUCUGGUGCUGAAGAAACGUCUGAAACUUACCGAGGAAAAAAUCGCGACCCUCGCUUCAGGUCUUCGUCAGAUUUCUGGGCUUAAAGAUCCCUUGGGUGUUGUAAAGAGCAAACGAGAGCUUGCCGAUGGAAUGGAGCUCUCGCAAAUCACUGUACCAAUCGGCGUAUUGAUGAUCGUCUUUGAGUCCCGUCCAGACUCCAUGCCACAAAUUUCAGCUCUUUCGCUUGCUAGUGGAAACGGAUUAUUGCUGAAAGGUGGCAAGGAGGCUGUCAAUUCUAAUGCUGCUAUCCACAAAGUUAUCGGAGACGCAAUUGAAGCCGGAAGUAGUGGCAAAAUCAGGAGAGAUAUCAUCGGCCUUGUUACUAGUCGUGGCCAGGUAUCGGACAUGUUGGCAUUGGACGACGUUAUCGACCUCGUGAUUCCUCGUGGAGGCAAUGCGCUCGUCUCCUACAUCAAAGCAAACACAAGGAUCCCAGUUCUCGGGCAUGCCGACGGUGUUUGUCAUGUGUACUUGGACUCCAGCGCUGACUCUGAUGCGGCUUGCAAGAUUGCGGUCGAUGCAAAGAUCGACUAUCCAUCUGCAUGCAAUGCCAUGGAAACAUUGUUGGUCCACAAAGAUACAGUUGAUAAUGGUGUGACACCUAAAGUCCUAAUGGCUUUGAGAAAGGCUGGUGUAAAGUGUCUUGGCGGACCCAAAGCAAUGACACUUGGGCUCUGUGACACAGCUGCAGAACAAAUGAAGUGUGAAUAUGGUAACUUGACCUGUAUGGUCGAAGUUGUGGAAAAUAUGGACGAGGCAAUCGGUUGGAUCCACCAAUAUGGUAGCGGACACACUGAGGCAAUUGUAUGCAGUGAAGGAAAUGAAAUAGGUGAAGAGUUUCUCCGUCGUGUUGAUGCCGCAUGCGUCUUCAAGAAUGCAUCAACGCGUUUCGCAGAUGGGUUCCGCUUUGGAUUGGGUGCGGAAGUUGGCAUCUCGACCGGCCGUAUCCAUGCUCGUGGUCCAGUAGGUGUCGAAGGGCUGCUGACCACCAAGUGGCAAUUGCGCUCUCAAGGUAUCAACAUUGUUGGCGAGUUUGGGGGUGACAAUCCAACUAAGAAAUACACCCACAAGGAGAUGUAG
This is a messenger RNA of Cylindrotheca closterium, 2367 nucleotides long. Lineage: Eukaryota; Bacillariophyta; Bacillariophyceae; Bacillariales; Bacillariaceae. The record is from the annotation of a GenBank genome assembly.